Molecule: messenger RNA, 1163 nt
Organism: Ostrinia furnacalis (Asian corn borer)
Lineage: Eukaryota; Metazoa; Arthropoda; Insecta; Lepidoptera; Crambidae
Gene: Arpc4
Product: Actin-related protein 2/3 complex, subunit 4
Exons: 1
Coding region: 66-572 (168 amino acids)
Biological process (GO): actin filament polymerization; Arp2/3 complex-mediated actin nucleation
Cellular component (GO): Arp2/3 protein complex; actin cytoskeleton
Molecular function (GO): actin filament binding
Source: RefSeq, a predicted model, not a curated record
UGUCAAAAAACAGAUAAAUAUUAGGCGUGGUACGGGAAGAGCCGAUUUUUACUAAAAUUAUAAUAAUGUCGGCGACUUUGAAGCCCUAUUUGACUGCUGUGCGCCACACUCUCACAGCUGCGAUGUGUUUAGAACACUUCUCAUCGCAAGUGGUAGAGAGAUAUAACAAGCCGGAGGUCGAGGUUAGAACAAGCAAAGAACUCUUACUAAAUCCUGUUGUUAUCUCCCGAAACGCUAACGAAAAGGUUUUAAUUGAAUCAUCUAUUAACUCAAUAAGAGUAAGUAUUAUGAUAAAACAAGCCGAUGAAAUCGAAAAGAUUUUGUGUAAAAAGUUCAUGCGAUUCAUGAUGAUGCGAGCUGAAAACUUUAUCGUACUGAGAAGGAAGCCAGUCGACGGCUACCAUAUCAGUUUCCUGAUUACUAAUUUCCACACAGAACAGAUGUAUAAGCACAAACUUGUGGACUUUGUAAUAUACUUCAUGGAAGAGAUUGAUAAAGAGAUUAGUGAAAUGAAGCUGGCAGUGAAUGCCCGCGCCAGAAUUUGCUCAGAAGAAUUCUUGAAGAGAUUUUAAGACUAGUCUUCAUUCACCUACAGUGCACCAUGUAUGAUAAAACAAGUGUAUAAAGUAUAGCUCUAUAAAUUCUUCAAUUAGAACCUAAGAUAAAUGUUGAAGUGUAACUUUAAUUGCAUUUUCACUAGAUUGUAUCAUUUUCGUAAUCCUAUGUUAAUAUUUUCAUAAAAUUACAUGACUUAAUUUUAAAGAUGCCUUAACAUUAUUUAAGACCUCUCUUCUUAGUUGAUAUUUUCACUGUAUUAUUAUAAUAAUAGAAGUAAAUAAGUACUCCUCAUCACAUCCUCAAAAUGAAAUAGAUAACAUUUUUGAGACAUAAAAUGCUUUUAGCUACAAAACAUCCAACAUUUUAAUUUUAUGCUACAGAUAGCUAGAAAGAUUGCUUACUAAUGAUGGGAAAUUAUAUUCUUAAGACUCAAAAGUUGGUGCCAAAAAUAUGGUUUAUCAACAUAAUUAUUUGCUAGCCUUGUUAUCAUUUUCAUUUAUGAACACUGCCAGAAAUUUAUUAGAUUUCUUUGUAUAACUACUUUUAUCAUUAUGACAAUGUCAAUAAAAUCAUUUGAUUAAAAUAGCUGCAUGAAAAAUUACAUU